Messenger RNA from Carassius carassius (crucian carp), 10054 nucleotides. Its product is annotated as sodium channel protein type 2 subunit alpha-like. Lineage: Eukaryota; Metazoa; Chordata; Actinopteri; Cypriniformes; Cyprinidae. The record is from RefSeq and is a predicted model, not a curated record. Gene Ontology annotation, cellular component: voltage-gated sodium channel complex; plasma membrane; axon. Gene Ontology annotation, molecular function: voltage-gated sodium channel activity; protein binding. Gene Ontology annotation, biological process: sodium ion transmembrane transport; neuronal action potential; membrane depolarization during action potential.
AAAAUAUGUAUUUGUUUGUGAAAAGACAGCUGGGUGAUUAGGCAUUAGUGUCCUUUAGGCAAAUGAAGAAUAUGAUGAUGCAUUCAUUUAAAGGUCAUCCUCUGGCUGCUCAACAUCAAACCGAAUGGGAUUAUGAUCAAUUGACGUGAAACAAAAUAAUUAAUCGUAUCUAUAUAAAAAUCACGGAGGCUGAGACAUAUGUUUGCGCAAUAAUUCGGAUCAUCCAGGCACUUAUAACGAGUUUAAACGGGAUUUGGAUCGCUGGCAUUAUCGCUUUUAGACAUAUCAGGGAUUUAACGAAGGAUUAGUGAAUAUAAAAAAACUGGACAGAUGUUUGGGUUUCUCUCCGCUUGUUGCCUAUGGAGAUGAUGAUGAUGGUGGUGCUGAAUUUGGCUGAUCUAUCAAAAUUAGGGAGAUGCUGUAUGAACGAAGGACUGGGGUCGACUGUUUUAAGAUUAACAGAACGACAACUCUUGUUUUGAGGACGUCCCAAUAUUUCCACAUAGCAUGUUAAUUAUAUUGAUAACGAUUGUCAUUGAAAAGAAGAGCAAUCGCGACCCCCUCCUUCCCUCACAUUUCCACACCUACCCAUCGUCGCACAUUGUCGGUACACGAGAAGGGGUUGAAAAACACAAUCCGAGGACGCCAAAACGUGCCAAUUUGUGGUGUUAAUGCUACCCUUUAUGCCUCUAAAACUCAUUCACGUUGGAGACAUUUUUGGUCAGUGAAAAAAAAGGCACGCCCAGAGACGUUUUCUCUGUCGCCUACACCGUUUAACCCUUUGGGUGGGUUUCUCGUUACGUGGAAUUACAUAAAUCUCGGUUUUCAGUCGGUGUAGUCAUUGGUGAAAAUGUAGAGCUGUUGUAGUCCCGGGCGGUGUUUAUUUUUUGACAUAAAGCUCUAGAUAUGGCCGUGUAAAUGGUGUCAUGUACGGAUUUGGUUGCGGUUUGGGUGGACCUCGAGUCUGCGGAUUGGAAAUAGCCGGAGACAUCAACAUGGCGACAGCUGCUUCGCCCCUGCGCUCGAGAUGAAUCCUCAUCUAUAAAGCUCCCAGAGUGAGCAGUGAUUAGCUGGUGCAGCUAUCAGAGCAGGAUGUCAAUAUGGCUGCUCAGCUGCUCGUUCCACCCGGACCUGACAGCUUCCGGCCCUUCUUGCCUGAGUCUCUCGCUGCUAUCGAGAGCCGCAUCGCAGAGGAGGCAGCCAAACGGCCCCAAGGCGAGAGACGGCCUGAUGAUGAUGAUGAAAAUGGGCCCAAACCCAACAGCGAUUUGGAAGCAGGAAAAUCCCUGCCCUUUAUCUACGGAGACCUUCCAUCUGAAUUUGUGUCCGUCCCGCUGGAGGACCUGGACACCUACUACAGCAACCAAAAAACCUUUAUAGUAUUGAAUCGUGGGAAGGCUAUAUUCCGCUUUAAUGCUACACCGGCUUUGUAUAUUUUGAGCCCCUUCAAUCCAUUGAGGAGAAUCUCCAUCAAGGUCCUGGUGCAUUCAAUGUUCAGUUUUGUGAUCAUGUGCACAAUUUUGACCAACUGCGCCUUCAUGACCCUCAGCAAUCCCCCUGACUGGGCCAAGAAUGUGGAGUACACGUUCACAGGGAUCUACACCUUCGAGUCCCUGAUUAAGAUCCUGGCAAGGGGCUUCUGUGUGGGGAAGUUCACUUUCCUGCGAGACCCCUGGAACUGGCUGGACUUUAGUGUCAUUAUGAUGGCGUAUGUAACUGAGUUUGUAAACCUAGGCAAUGUGUCAGCUCUCCGCACUUUCAGAGUGCUCAGAGCUUUGAAAACUAUCUCAGUCAUCCCAGGUCUGAAGACUAUCGUUGGCGCUCUAAUCCAGUCGGUGAAGAAGCUGUCAGAUGUGAUGAUCCUGACUGUGUUCUGUCUGAGUGUGUUUGCUCUGAUUGGACUGCAGCUCUUCAUGGGAAACCUGCGGCAGAAGUGUGUGAAGAUUCCAGAGGUCAAUGUCACUGAAAACCUGACCGCCACGCUGAACUACAGCACCGGUUUAGAGCUGCACAGCACCUUUAACUGGACAGAGUACAUUAGUGAUGCGAGCAAUUAUUAUUUCCUCCCAGGCCGCAGAGAUCCUUUGUUAUGUGGAAAUUCAAGUGAUGCAGGGCAGUGUCCAGAGGGCUUUGCGUGUAUAAAAGCAGGUCGUAAUCCUGACUACGGCUACACAAGCUUUGACACAUUCAGCUGGGCCUUCCUCUCACUCUUCCGACUCAUGACACAAGACUUCUGGGAAAACCUCUACCAACAGACCCUGCGUGCAGCUGGAAAGCCCUAUAUGAUCUUCUUUGUUCUUGUGAUUUUCCUGGGCUCCUUCUAUCUGGUGAAUCUCAUCCUGGCUGUGGUGGCCAUGGCAUAUGAUGAGCAGAACCAGGCUACCAUAGAAGAGGCUCAACAGAAAGAGGAAGAGUUUCAAGCCAUGCUAGAACAGCUAAAGAGACAGCAGGAAGAGGCACAGGUUGCGGCGGCAGCAGCAACAGAGAGUGGGGAGUACAGCGGGAGGGGGGGCUUGUCAGAGGAAAGCUCCUCCGGGGGGUCCAGACUCAGCUCUAAGAGCGCUAAAGAGCGAAGGAACAGGAGGAAGAAAAGAAAACAAAGGGAAGAAGAAGAAAAAGCCAAUCAGGAAAAGUUCCAUAAGUCCGCUUCAGAGGACAGCAUUAGACGGUCUGGAUUUCGAUUCUCCAUCGAUGCCAACCGACUCUCGUAUGAGAAGAAGUGUUCAACUCCUAAUCAGUCUCUUCUCAGUAUUCGUGGAUCUCUCUUCUCCCCAAGGAGGAACAGUCGCGCGAGUCUGUUCAGUUUUCGCGGUAGAGCCCGAGACUUUGGCUCAGAGAAUGAUUUUGCUGAUGAUGAGCACAGCACGUUUGAGGAUAGUGACAGCCGCCGCGGAUCGCUUUUCGUACCUCGUUGUGUUGAGAGACGAAGUUCCACUGUCAGUCACUGCAGCCUUGCUCCCAGAAUUAUGCUCCCAGCCAAUGGGAAAAUGCACUGCACAGUCGAUUGCAAUGGAGUGGUCUCCCUGGUGGGUGGGACGUCUGUGCCAACAUCACCAAUCGGACGUUUGUUACCUGAGGGCACGACCACUGAGUCUGAGGCACGUAAAAAACGUUCAGGAUCACACCAGCCAUCCGAUUAUCUGGAUGAGACAGUAGCCAGAAAAAGAGCUCUCAGUGUGGCCAGCAUUUUGACAAACACUAUGGAAGAGCUUGAGGAAUCGCGGCAGAAGUGCCCUCCAUGCUGGUACAAGUUUGCCAACAGCUUCCUGAUCUGGGACUGCUGUCCAGCCUGGUUGAAGGUGAAGGAGAUUAUGAACAUGGUGGUGAUGGACCCGUUUGUAGACCUGGCCAUAACCAUCUGCAUUGUUCUCAACACACUCUUCAUGGCUAUGGAGCACUACCCUAUGACAGAAAGGUUCAACCAUGUGCUGUCAGUUGGGAACCUGGUAUUCACAGGAAUCUUCACAGCAGAAAUGUGUCUGAAGUUAAUUGCUCUAGACCCAUAUUACUACUUCCAAGUAGGCUGGAAUAUCUUUGACGGCAUCAUCGUGAGCCUGAGUCUCAUGGAACUGGGCCUGGCCAAUGUUGAGGGACUUUCUGUGUUGCGGUCCUUUAGAUUGUUAAGAGUCUUUAAGCUGGCAAAGUCUUGGCCCACCCUGAACAUGCUGAUAAAGAUCAUUGGUAACUCAGUUGGUGCUUUGGGAAAUCUAACCCUCGUCCUUGCCAUCAUCGUCUUCAUCUUCGCUGUGGUGGGAAUGCAGCUGUUUGGAAAGAGCUACCGUGAGUGUGUCUGCAAGAUCUCAGUUGACUGUGAGUUGCCGCGGUGGCACAUGGACGAUUUCUUCCACUCCUUCCUGAUUGUGUUCCGAGUGCUUUGCGGCGAGUGGAUCGAAACCAUGUGGGACUGCAUGGAAGUGGCGGGGCAGACAAUGUGUCUCAUCGUCUUCAUGAUGGUCAUGGUCAUUGGGAAUCUGGUGGUUUUGAACCUGUUCCUGGCCUUGCUGUUGAGCUCUUUCAGUGCCGAUAACCUGGCCGCCACGGAUGAUGACAGCGAAAUGAACAACCUGCAGAUCGCCGUGGGCAGAAUACAGAAAGGUAUCGCACUGGUCAAGUCCACUUUACGCCAGUUCCUCCAAAGUCUCUGCCUGGCCGUCUCUAAACCUCGUGCUCUAGACGAAGAGAAACCCCUUGACGACCUCCACAGCAACGGCAAGGAUAACUGCUUGUCCAAUCAUGCUCCGGUGGCCGUCGACCUCACUAAAGACUAUCUGAAGGAGGGCUGUGUCUCCCCUGGUAAUGGAGUGGAAGGUCACGUAAAGUAUGGAAUUGAGGAAGGCGACUACAUGUCGUUCAUACACAAUCCCAGCCUCACUGUUACAGUACCGAUUGCGGUGGGAGAGUCGGACUUUGAAAAUCUGAAUACAGAAGAUUUCAGUAGUGACUCAUCUGACGUCGAGGGCAGUAAAGAGAAGCUGCCUGUUGACGCCGUUCUCAGUUCAUCAGAAGGGAGCACAGUGGAUAUCCGACCCCCUGGAGAGGGGGCGGAGUCUGUGGAGCUGGAGCCGGAAGAGUCCUUGGACCCAGAGGCCUGCUUCACAGAAGGCUGUGUGAUUAGGUUUCAGUGCUGUAAGGUCGACGUGGAGACGGGAAAAGGGAAGAGUUGGUGGAUUCUCAGGAAAACCUGCUUCAUUAUUGUAGAACACAACUGGUUUGAGUCCUUUAUCAUCUUUAUGAUAUUACUCAGCAGUGGAGCAUUGGCUUUUGAGGACAUUUACAUCGAGCAACGUAAGACGAUAAAGACAGUGUUGGAAUAUGCAGAUAAAGUCUUCACAUACGUCUUUAUUUUGGAGAUGCUUCUGAAGUGGGUUGCUUAUGGCUUCGUCAAAUACUUCACCAACGCCUGGUGUUGGCUCGACUUCCUGAUUGUUGAUGUGUCAUUAGUGAGUCUGGUAGCAAAUGCUCUUGGUUACUCUGAACUAACAGCCAUAAAGUCUCUGAGAACACUGCGUGCUCUUAGACCUUUGAGAGCAUUGUCGCGCUUUGAGGGAAUGAGGGUUGUAGUAAAUGCCCUGCUGGGAGCCAUACCUUCCAUCAUGAAUGUGCUACUAGUGUGUUUGAUCUUCUGGCUGAUCUUCAGUAUCAUGGGGGUGAACCUUUUUGCGGGGAAAUACUACCAUUGUGUUAAUAUCACCAACGAUGAGAUGUUUCCCAUCAGUGUGGUCAAUAACAUGUCAGAUUGCUUUGCCCUGAUUGCGAACAAUGACUCGGCGCGCUGGAAAAAUGUAAAGAUUAAUUUCGAUAAUGUGGGAGCUGGAUACCUGGCACUACUGCAAGUGGCCACAUUUAAAGGAUGGAUGGACAUCAUGUAUGCAGCUGUGGAUUCUCGUGAUUUGGAGCAGCAGCCUGACUAUGAAUCAAACCGUUACAUGUACCUGUACUUUGUCAUCUUCAUUAUCUUCGGCUCCUUCUUUACUCUUAACCUCUUCAUUGGUGUCAUCAUUGAUAACUUCAAUCAGCAGAAGAAAAAGAUAAGAGGUCAGGAUAUCUUCAUGACAGAAGAACAAAAGAAAUAUUACAAUGCCAUGAAGAAACUGGGAUCUAAGAAGCCUCAGAAGCCAAUUCCCAGGCCUGCGAACGUGUUUCAAGGCCUCAUCUUUGACUUCAUCACCAAACAAGCCUUCGACAUUGUGAUUAUGAUCCUGAUCUGCUUGAACAUGGUGACCAUGAUGGUGGAAACCGACGAUCAGACAAAGGAGAUGGACAAUAUUCUGUACUGGAUAAACCUGGUUUUCAUCAUCCUCUUCACUGGAGAAUGUGUGCUCAAGAUGAUCUCCCUGCGGCACUACUACUUCACCGUUGGCUGGAAUGUGUUUGACUUUGUAGUGGUGAUUCUCUCAAUUGUUGGCAUGUUCCUCUCUGAUAUGAUUGAGAAAUAUUUUGUAUCGCCAACGUUAUUCCGAGUCAUCCGACUUGCCAGAAUCGGCCGUAUUCUUCGUCUCAUCAAAGGAGCCAAAGGCAUUCGUACACUCCUGUUUGCCUUGAUGAUGUCCCUUCCUGCCUUGUUUAAUAUUGGCCUCCUACUGUUUCUGGUCAUGUUUAUCUAUGCCAUCUUCGGAAUGUCCAACUUUGCCUACGUGAAGCACGAGGCAGGGAUCGAUGACAUGUUUAACUUUGAGACAUUCGGGAACUCGAUGCUUUGCUUGUUCCAGAUUACAACUUCAGCAGGAUGGGACGGCCUCCUGGCACCCAUACUGAACAAGCAAGAUCCGGAUUGCGACAGUGAAUUGGAGCACCCAGGCAGUAUGUACCGCGGCAACUGCGGAAACCCCUCGGUCGGCAUCUUCUUCUUUGUGAGCUACAUUAUCAUCUGCUUCCUGAUUGUGGUGAACAUGUACAUCGCUGUGAUCUUGGAGAACUUCAGCGUAGCCACAGAGGAGAGCGCCGAACCACUGAGCGAGGAUGACUUUGAAAUGUUCUAUGAAGUCUGGGAGCGAUUCGAUCCUGACGCCACGCAGUUUGUGGAGUACGAGAAGCUUUCUGAAUUUGCGGAUGCUUUGGAUCCUCCGUUACGUAUCCCCAAGCCAAACAAGAUCCAGCUCAUAGCCAUGGACCUGCCCAUGGUCAGUGGCGACCGCAUCCACUGCCUGGACAUCCUGUUCGCCUUUACCCUGAGGGUACUGGGAGAGGAGGGCGAGAUGGAUGCCCUGAGGGGACAGAUGGAGGAUCGUUUCAUGGCCUCCAAUCCCUCCAAAGUCUCCUACGAGCCAAUCACGACAACUCUCCGCAGGAAACAGGAGGAGAUGUCGGCCAUCGUCAUCCAGAGGGCCUUCCGACGGUACCGUAUAAGGCAAACGGUAAAGAAGGCCUCCGAAGCCUACCGACAGCAGCUGCAAGAUGGGAGUGUGCGCAUCCCGGAGAAAGAGGUGCUCGUAAUUGUAAAGUUUCAAGAGAACUCUGCAUCGGAAAAAAUGGAUAUGACUCCUUCCUCUGCCUCUCCGCCGUCUUAUAACAGUGUGGCCAAGUCAGAGAAAGAUAAAUACGAAGGAGAGGAGGGAAAAGGAGGACAAAGCAAAAGAUGCAAGAAACAGAAAAAAAUGAAGGAGGGACUGAAACAGAGACUGUUCUUUUUAACUGAGACACUGUUUACAGAGCGGAGCGUGAGCACUGGGGUGCAAUUCACCUCAACCGGUUUUGGAACUAAUGCCAAACUAAGUGUGUGUGAGGCGGAGUGUGUGUAUGUGCGUGUGUCUAAACUAUUGUGUGCGUGCACACCGAGCUAGCCUUAGGGUGCAUUUAUGGUGUUGACGGAAAGCGUUGAUUCAAGGACAGUGCCAGUGUCGACACGACGAUAACACACACGCACACACACACACUUGAGUAUGACUGUUGAAUCCCUAAAGACGCUGGUGUGAAACAAAAUGGCAAGUACAGAGUGGUGUGUGAGUUCGUCUUUUAGUUUUGAGUGUUGUUACACAAUCCCGAAGACUGAAAGAAACUAAUGUUAUAAUCAUCAGUAGCUAGUGCUAACACUACCGCUGGAGUCGUUCUAAUUGAAUGGCGUAUUAUAAACCUGCACAUUUUUGUUAGCUCAUUUUUUUAUUCAUGUUGAACUUUUCUACUAAUGGGUUUGAUUGUCUGAACUUCUUCAUUUAAGGGCACGUCUGUGGAGGGGGCUGGGAAAUGUCGAUCAUACCCGGUAGUGAAUUAUCUAAACAGGACCUCAUUUAUUUUAGCGUUAGCAUAUACCGAACAAACCACACACACAGACACACACACACCGGUAGAUUCUAAGUGCUACAAAAUCAACUGCUCAGUCAGCUGAGAGCAGAAUGCUACUGUACUAAUCAGGACUUUCACACAUAGAAUGUUAUUAUUUAUGGAUGAAGAUGUAGACGAUGUCUGCACCGCCUUACUGAACACAUACACGAAAAUGGAUUAACUGAACCAUUUGACAUCUUCCACUGUUGAUAGCAGAAUGAGCCAAAAAUUUUACUCAAACCCGUUGAUGAAUGUUCUAGGUUCAAUGCAUCUUCACCUCAAUUGACACAAUUUUUGUGUUUCUACGUGUAUAAGGCACUUAUAAACGAAGUUAAACAGGCCAUCCAAUUAAUCAUUAAAAUGAACACUGUUUACAACCACGUGUAUAGUAGAACCACAAAACUUUAACAUUAUAUGAUGUAUUAUAGAUUAUACAUGUUAACAUGAGAAGAAUAGUGUGAUAUAAUCACUUAUCUAAUCUUGUCUUUUAUUUUUCAACUCUGUUUUCAUGAAAAUGCCAAUAACUUUGCACAAUAUCUGCACGAAGAGACCAAGAAGAGAGAUGAUGUGAUUUCCUUGGGAAUUGUACCACAUGACUAGAUUUUUUAUUUAUGUAUAUCUUAAAGGGGCCACGUCCUAUAUUUUGAAUGUUUUUUUUUUUUCAAGUAGAUAAAGUUCUUCUUAUGUUUAUUAUAUCAACAGACAUAAGCGGUCUGAUCAUAAGUUGUUGUCUGUGUCUGUACCUGGCACAAGGUGCAUAACAACACGGUUCUGCAAUGGGAACAACCACAGGAAUAAUAUUAAAAACUUAGUGCAAAUAUGUCAAUUUAGGCAACUUUUAAUUUCACAGCUCAUAUUUUUUUUUUCUUUUACAGACAAUUAAAUGUAAGCGUUUUAUCAAAAAAUAUAAGCUGUACAUCUUGGCCUGUAAACCCUCCAGAUGCUGGCACAGUUUACUUUGUUGUUUAAGUGCCUCAUUCGAACCUUGAUUUUAGCUUAUUUAAGGUACAAAUUACAGUUAUUUCCAGUGGUAAUCAAUAUUAUGCAACAAAAGCUGUUCGUUGAACCCUAAACAUUCUAAACCACAUAUGAGGCACAUAUGAGAGAGAGCGAGAUGUCCACCGCUCUGUGAAACUACUAUAAUGAUAACAGACUUCUGGAAGCCUGAAUGUACACUCACUGGUGAACGUGAUAGGAAACGGCAGUGUAACCCUACUGAAUGUCUCUGUACCAGACAGCCACAUGUCUCACCUCAUUUUAUUUUGAAAAAAAAAAAAAAACAUGCGUAUAUAUAUAUAUAUAUAUAUAUAUAUAUAUAUAUAUAUAUAUAUAUAUAUAUAUAUAUAUAUAUAUAUAUAUAUAUAUAUAUAUAUAUAUAUAUAUAUCUUCCGAAUCAUUCCGUGCAUAGGUGCAGGUCAGCCUGUCAGUGGAUCUCUACUGAAAAACAAUUUUCCUCAUUUUGAAGUUCGAUGUCUGUCGCCGAGUAAAAGCAACACCCUGAGUUCGGCUAAAUAAUGUGGUUAUGACAUGAGCUCUUUUGUUGAUCUAGUGGUGGUGAUUUUGUAUGUAUACAAUGGCACGCUGUAUCUCACCUCUGUACUCAACUCUGUAGAGGAGCACUUUUACACGCCACUUAAACUGUCAUUUGGAUGCAUGUGUGAGAGGUGCGAAUGUGAAAGAGAAAAAGAAUAUGAGAGCUUAUUUAUGUGAGAAAGAUCUAUAUGUGUGUGUUUUGACUGUAUGUACUGGGGCCACCAUCGAUGUGCUUUAUUCUCAUUCUCUUUAUUGUUUAUAUUGUAAAUAGUAGUUUCAAGCUCAUGUAUUUUUUUUUCAUUCUUUUUUUAUUAACUUAUUUUGUUUAUAUUUCUUUUUGCACAGUGCUACAUGUGAAGGCCAGGUCCUGGUUUUAAAUGUACAUAAAAAUUUAUGAAGCAAUCAGUGGUCGUCAUAUUUCAUUUGUAGUGUGGUAGUAAACUGCAUGCACUAUAGUAACUACUACAUGGUGACAUUAUUUUAAAAGCCAAAAGAAUAAAGAUCAUAUUUUUUGUACCAAAGUUAAACUUAUUUUAUUCGUUAUGACACACAUCGCAGAUAAUUUCGAGAGAGAAUCGCAACAGAGAAAUGCAUACUUUUUUUUUGUUGUUGUUGGGUUACUUGAAAAUGUUCAUGAUUUGCAAUCGUGUGCUACCUUUUGUUUUGGAUGUGCAAUAUGAAUUGAUUUCCUCUGAAGCAGAGCAGAGUUUGCAGACAUUCACUGUAGUUUUCCAAAAUAAAGCACAUUUUGGGAAGCCAGUAA